Molecule: messenger RNA, 1246 nt
Organism: Neolamprologus brichardi
Lineage: Eukaryota; Metazoa; Chordata; Actinopteri; Cichliformes; Cichlidae
Source: RefSeq, a predicted model, not a curated record
CCAACGCUGAGAUCUCACGUCGGACCGCUUUGUGGUGUUUCUCAACAAUGGAGCGGAAAGUUGCUCGAGAAUUUAGGCACAAGGUGGAGUUGCUGAUUGAAAAUGAAGCAGAAAAGGAUUACCUGUAUGACGUCCUCCGCAUGUAUCACCAGUCGAUGGAUUUGCGAGUGCUGGUGGGAGACCUAAAGCUGGUAAUUAACGAACCAAAGCGUCUCCCCUUGUUUGACGCCAUCCGACCUCUCAUCCCUCUCAAACACCAGGUGGAGUAUGACUUGCUCACCCCCAAGAAGUCAAGGAAGCUAAAAGAGGUGCGUUUGGAUCGGACUAAUCGUGAUGGUCUAGGUCUGAGCGUCCGAGGAGGGCUUGAGUUCGGCUGUGGUCUUUAUAUAUCCCAGAUUAUAAAAGAUGGACAAGCUGAUAAUGUGGGCCUACAGGUUGGUGAUGAGAUUGUGCGUAUCAAUGGAUACUCAAUUUCCUCCUGUAUCCACGAGGAGGUCAUCAGUCUCAUCAAGACAAAGAAUGUCGUGUCACUCAAAGUUCGACACGUGGGGAUGAUCCCAGUGAAAACCUCAUCAGAUGAACCCCUGAAGUGGCAGUUUGUCGACCAGUUUGUUUCUGAAUCGGGGGAGAAAAAAAGCAGCGUGGCCGGUUUGGCAUCCAUUGGAGGAAAGGAGAUCAAGGAGAAGAAAGUUUUCCUCAGUCUUGUGGGUACCAAGGGCAUGGGCAUCAGCAUAUCCAGUGGUCCAACCCAAAAACCUGGUAUAUACAUCAGUAACGUCAAGCCAGGCUCCCUCUCUGCAGAAGUUGGGCUUGAGGCUGGAGACCAGAUUGUGGAGGUGAACGGAGUGGAUUUCACUAACAUGGACCACAGAGACGCCGUGAAAGUCCUGAAGAGCAGCAGAAGUUUGACUAUUACAGUUCUGGCAGGAGCUGUAAGUACACUCUUACGAAAGAUGGAGCUCUCUCAGAAAGCUGCAGAAGAGGAGGAGCGUUAUCAGAAGGAAAUGGAAAGGAUUGAAGCUAUGGAGAAAAAACACAACAGAGAAUGGGAGGAGGACUAUGGUACUGACAGACCCAAGAGCCCUAAAUCCAGUCCAAAGGUCCCAUCACCAAGAACCACCCCAACUCCAAAGGCCAAAAGUUCUCGUAAGCACCGACGGCAGUGUCUUCUUUUUAAAAUGCAUGAAUCCUGUGUUUCGUUCUGAAACCAGCGAGGCGCUCGUGUUUUACUUCAUUCACCCAGUUU